Molecule: messenger RNA, 2872 nt
Organism: Botrytis cinerea B05.10
Lineage: Eukaryota; Fungi; Ascomycota; Leotiomycetes; Helotiales; Sclerotiniaceae
Exons: 6
Coding region: 749-2662 (637 amino acids)
Biological process (GO): L-arabinose metabolic process
Molecular function (GO): alpha-L-arabinofuranosidase activity
Source: RefSeq, a predicted model, not a curated record
GGUGUUUAUCUUUUUCGUGUAGUCACGAAUUUGCAAGACAUCCGCUUUUUGGGGAGAUUCUCCGGAAUAUUCGCUCAAGCUGCAGAAAAUUAAAACACCAUGGGUACAGGUACCUUCCAAGAGGACUUUCUUUCAAGACGAUCGAACUUAAAUCAACACUGGAUCAAGAUCUGUAUUGUUGCAGGCAGGUAUCAGCCUAAGCAGUUACGCGGGGUAUGCGCGCCAUUCAAGUGCGUUCCUAUAGGUAUAAGGGCUCGAAACUGGACAGCCCGAUCUAAAGUUGGCAUCACACCUAUCUCGUCUCUUUACAAACUUGGGUUACUUCAUGAGGGGUCAAAUCUACUUGCGCGCUCGGUAGCUCACGGUUUACUGCCGAAUCUAAUGCUGGUUAUGUUGCGAUGGUUCUGACAAAGAUCAAAUCGUUCUUGCGCUCCAAUGAACACUACAUUCCCACAAAGUCUCACUUCGAAUAAGACAAAAUGAACACCAUGGAUCGCAAAAUCUGCGUAUAUAUCAUCAUCCCCUCGAAGAAAUUAUGAUCGACAUCGAAAGCAGACGCAUAAGACCAUUUUUGGACGACAUGUGGUCGCAAUGGAACCUACCCACCUUUUUUGAGUUAUACUUCUCGGAAAAAUUAUCACAGUAAAUGAGGGGAAAAUCUAUUUGGUCCGGAAUCCAUCUUCAUAUAUAUAUCCCUUUUACAAAAUGACAAAAUCUCCAAUCACUGGAAAAUACAUAUUCUUCAAUCAUGGGUGUCAAAGGUCUCUCGCGGGGUCUAGCAGUCGCUUCUUUCUUAGUCCUUAGUUUAGUAAAUGCUGCUACUCUCACAGUGUCCACAACCGGCGGCAAUGCAUCCAGCCCUAUCCUUUACGGCCUCAUGUUUGAGGAUAUCAACAACUCCGGUGAUGGCGGUAUACAUGGCCAGUUGCUGCGAAACAAUGGAUUCCAAGGAACAAAUCCUGGAUUGACAGCUUAUGCUGCUGUUGGUGGCACAAAUCUCACUGUUGACACUGCCAAUCCUCUCACUAAAGCUCUCCCAAGGUCUUUAAAAGUUUCCGUUCCAUCUGGAACAACUGGACAAGUUGGCUUUUCGAACGCUGGAUACCUUGGUGUCCCCGUUAAUGCCGAUACAUAUGCCAACUACUUCUGGAUCAAGGGCUCAUACUCUGGACCAGUUACAUUAUCCCUCGUCGGUGUCGCAAGUGGAACAGUAUAUGCCACCAAAACCAUUACAGUUAAUAGUGUGGCCACUUCUUUCACCUACUAUGAGACUACAUACCAAUCUACACAGGCUCCAGACGGCAACAAUGUUUGGAAGUUAACAUUUGAUGGAGCUAAAGUUGCCGGCAGCGCAUUGAACUUUGGCCUUCCCCAACUUUUUCCAGUCACAUUUCACAAGCGUUACAAUGGUAUCAGAAAUGAUGUGGGAAACUUCCUUCAGGCACUCGAGCCAUCUUUCUUCCGCUUUCCGGGCGGAAAUAAUAUAGAAGGUUCGUCGCCAGGAAACAGAUGGAAAUGGAAUGAAACCAUUGGUCCAGUUGAAAAUCGACCAGGAAGACAGGGUGAUUGGGGUUAUCCAAACACAGAUGCUUUAGGCUUAAUGGAGUAUCUUCAAUUCAUCUCAGAUGCAGGUAUGAUACCAGUAUUAGCCGUCUGGUCAGGCCUUUCUCUCUCUGGAGGUGGCGUUGUUUCCGGUGCAGCUCUUACACCUUAUGUCGAUGAUAUCCUGGAUGAACUUGAGUUCCUUCUUGGAUCUACGUCAACGACAUGGGGUGCACUUCGUGAAUCUUACGGUCAAGCUGCACCAUAUGAUAUUCCUUUUAUCGAGGUCGGUAAUGAGGACAAUUUAAGUGGAGGCUGUGGUACAUACGCCUCUAGAUUUACAGCUAUCUACAACGCAAUUCAUGCGGCCUAUCCUGACAUCACAGUCAUAGCGUCGACAUCCCAAGCAUCUUGUCUUCCAAAUCCACUUCCAGCUGGUGUUUGGACUGAUACUCAUCACUAUCUCUCACCAAAUGGAUUUGUUUCCAUUUUCAACGAAUUUGACAACAAGCCUCGCGAUGGUCCAGGGAUUUUUGUCGGUGAAUACGCUAGCACAACUGACAAUAGCGGCGCUACAACCUACUGGUCAUCAGUCCAAGGUGCUAUCUCCGAGGCAGUCUACAUGAUUGGUAUGGAACGUAACUCUGAUAUCGUAAAGAUGGCUUCAUACGCUCCUCUUUUUGAGCAUUUCGACAUGGCCGAAUGGUCACCCGAUCUAGCUGGACUCAAUGCCGAUCCUGGAUCUCUUACUGGUAGCGCAAGUUAUUAUGUUCAACAGUUGUUCUCCAUUCAUCGUGGCGAUACUAUCCUUCCCGUUACUUCUGAUGCUGCGUUUGGUCCCCUGUAUUGGGUUGCGAGUAGUACAAAGGCUGGAUUAUACUACGUCAAGAUUGCCAAUUAUGGCACUGCGUCUCAGAAUGUUACUGUGAAUAUUCCUGGCGCAACAGGUGCAAGUUCAAGUGCUAAAUUGGUUUCCUUUACGGGUCCUGCAACUGCAAGUAAUUAUCCGUUGGAUGUUACCUUGCAGCCUGUUACAAGUACAGUGACUGGAAGUGCGGCUGGGGGAUGGACUUUUAAUGUUGCUGCUUAUGGUGUUGCCAUCAUUACUGUCAGUACUUAGAUAUCUAUCAGGUCUAUAGGUUGGUAAGACGGUCGGGUCUAGCCUUCUGAGUAUAUCACUGGAUACGUCGUUGAUCAGGAAUAAAAGUCGCUCUAUAUAAACCAUCGCCCCAAUCUUCGAGUGCAGAUGCAAAUUGAGGGGUGAAGAAAUUGGACGAAGUUGUAGCUAGCACAGCUGUAUCAAUCAAUCCGCGUUCUUGGUUAUGAGAUA